Molecule: messenger RNA, 4140 nt
Organism: Alligator mississippiensis (American alligator)
Lineage: Eukaryota; Metazoa; Chordata; Crocodylia; Alligatoridae
Gene: RNF40
Product: ring finger protein 40
Exons: 19
Coding region: 70-3180 (1036 amino acids)
Cellular component (GO): HULC complex; nucleus
Molecular function (GO): metal ion binding; ubiquitin protein ligase activity
Source: RefSeq, a predicted model, not a curated record
CAGUGCGCAGGCGCGUCCCCGCCGGGGCUGCGCCGUCCCCCCGCCCCUUGCAGCCCCUCGGGCAGCGCCAUGUCGGGGGCCGGGGGCAAGCGCGCGGCGGGGGACGGGCCCGCCGGGCCCCCCGACAAGAAGGCGGCCCGGGAGGAGAAGACCACCACCACCCUCAUCGAGCCCAUCCGCCUGGGCGGUGUCUCCUCCACCGAAGAGAUGGACCUGAAGGUGCUGCAGUUCAAGAACAAGAAGCUGGCGGAGCGGUUGGAGCAGCGGCAGGCCUGUGAAGAUGAUCUGCGUGAGCGCAUUGAGAAGCUGGAGAAACGCCAGGCUACUGACGACGCCACCCUGCUCAUCGUGCAUCGCUACUGGGGCCAGCUGGACGAAAACGUGCAGGGGCUGCUGCGGCGCUGCGAUGGGGACGGGAUCCCUCCUGGCCCAGCUGAGCCUGUGGCUCCCACCCCCGAGGAACCCAGGCCUGAGCUCCCAGGGACCGAACUGGAGCCCGCCCCAGCCCCCGAGCCUGAGGGGCCUGACCGGAGAGGUGCUGCCGUGUGGGCCGGGGGCCCCCUGACAGGGCCGGCACUGGCCUUCGUGGCAGCGCUGGGGGCCAGUGGGCGGGAGGAGGUGGAGCUGCAGCUGCAGGGCCGUGUGGCCUUCUCCAAGGCCGCUGUGUCCCGCCUUGUGGCCAGCGCUGAUACUGCCCACCGCCGCCUGCAGGAGCUGUGCCAGCGCAUCCAGGCCUGCGAGGAGUUGGAGCCGCCAGAUGAGGGGCCAAAAAGCUCGAACCGGGACCUGAUGAAGGAGAACCGGCGCCUGCAGGACCUGACCAUGCAGCUGCAGGAGAAGCACCACCGCAUCUCGCUGGAGUAUGCGGAGCUGCAGGACAAGGUGAUGUCCUCGGAGACCAAGGUGCUAGAAAUGGAGACCACGGUGGAGGACCUGCAGUGGGACAUUGAGAAGCUGCGCAAGCGGGAGCAGAAGCUCAACAAGCACCUGGCUGAGGCCUUGGAGCAGCUGAACUCAGGUUACUAUGCCUCAGGCAGCUCUGGUGGCUUCCAGGGUGGGCAGAUCACCCUCAGCAUGCAGAAGUUUGAGAUGCUGAACGCGGAGCUGGAAGAGAACCAGGAGCUGGCCAACAGCCGCAUGGCCGAGCUGGAGAAGCUGCAGCAUGAGCUCCAGCAGGCUGUGCGCACCAACGAGCAGCUCAAGGUGGCGCUGCGCUCACUGCCCGAGGAGGCGGUGAAGGAGACGCUGGACUACAAGGUGCUGCAGUCGCAGUUCUCGCUGCUGUACAAUGAGAGCCUGCAGGUGAAGACGCAGCUGGACGAGGCGCGUGCCCUGCUGCUCACCACCAAGAACUCCCACCUGCGGCACAUCGAGCACAUGGAGAGCGAUGAGCUGAACCUGCAGAAGAAGCUGCGCACGGAGGUGAUCCAGCUGGAGGACACGCUGGCCCAGGUGCGCAAGGAGUAUGAGAUGCUGCGCAUCGAGUUCGAGCAAAACUUGGCUGCCAACGAGCAGGCGGGACCAAUCAACCGGGAGAUGCGGCACCUGAUCAGCAGCCUCCAGAACCACAACCACCAGCUCAAGGGCGAUGUCCAGCGCUACAAGCGCAAACUACGCGAGGUCCAGGCCGAGAUCAAUAAGAUCCGUAUGCAGUCCAGCAGUUUCCCGGCAGCCCCGGCAGCCCCCGCCCCCACCCCAGGGGCUGAGGAGGGUGGGGGGCCAGCCCCGGCGCUGGGGGGGCCGGCCAAGGUGGAGGAGGAGGGGCUGGUGGGGAGCCAGCCUCCCUCCCAAGAGCCCAAGAAAGAGCCCAAGGAGGCGGGGCCAAAGAAGGAGGAGCCUCUGCUGGGCCCCACCCUCUCAGAGGGGGGUGUUAUCAAGAAGGAGGAGGAGGAGCCGAUGGCAGCGGCCCCGGCCCCAGCCCCACAGCCCCCGUUGCCCCCGCCCCGCCCCCGUGAGCCCCCCCUGCCCCCACCCCUCAAGGCCGGGGGGGGCCGGGAACGGGAGCGGGACAGGGCGCGCUCGCGGGACCGGGAGCGGGACCGGGAGAAGGAGGCGGCGGCAGCGGCCGGGCGGGAGCGGGACCGGCCCAAGGGCCCCGACGACCCCAAGAAGAAGGACUCGGACGUGCUGAAGCAGCUGCGCGCCGAGCUCAAGAAGGCGCAGGAGAGCCAGAAGGAGAUGAAGCUGCUGCUGGACAUGUACAAGUCGGCGCCCAAGGAGCAGCGCGACAAGGUCCAGCUCAUGGCCGCCGAGCGCAAGACCAAGGCUGAGGUGGACGAGCUGCGGGGCCGGGCGCGGGAGCUGGAGGAGCGGGAGCGGCGAGAGAGCAAGAAGCUGGCGGAUGAGGACGCGCUGCGCCGCAUCCGAUUGGCCGAGGAGCAGAUUGAGCACCUGCAGCGUAAACUGGCCGCCACCAAGCAGGAGGAGGAGGCGCUGCUGUCGGAGAUGGACGUGACGGGCCAGGCCUUCGAGGACAUGCAGGAGCAGAACCUGCGGCUGCUGCAGCAGCUGCGCGAGAAGGAUGACGCCAACUUCAAGCUCAUGUCGGAGCGGAUCAAGGCCAACCAGAUCCACAAGCUGCUGCGCGAUGAGAAGGACGAGCUGGCCGACCAGGUGCUUGCCCUCAAGGCCCAGGUGGACGCACAGUUGCAGGUGGUGCAGAAGCUGGAGGAGAAGGAGCGGGUGCUGCAGGGGGCGCUGGGCACCGUAGAGAAGGAGCUGGCACUGCGCUCCCAGGGCCUCGAGCUUCACAAGAGGAAGGCUGUGGAGGCAGCCCAGCUGGCCGAGGACCUGAAGGUGCAGCUGGAGCACGUGCAGGCCAAGGUACGCGAGAUCCAGCCCUGCGUGGCCGAGAACCGGGCCGCCAAGGAGAAGGAGUCUUUCAACCUCAAGCGCGCCCAGGAGGACAUCUCACGGCUGCGGCGCAAGCUGGAGAAGCAGCGCAAGGUGGAGGUGUACGCCGAUGCUGACGAGAUCUUGCAGGAGGAGAUCAAGGAGUACAAGGCGCGCCUGACGUGCCCAUGCUGCAACACGCGCAAGAAGGACGCGGUGCUCACCAAGUGCUUCCACGUCUUCUGCUUCGAGUGUGUGCGGACACGCUACGAGUCACGCCAGCGCAAGUGCCCCAAGUGCAACGCUGCCUUCGGCGCCCACGACUUCCACCGCGUCUACAUCAGCUGAGCCCUGCCUGGGACCCCCCCCUCCACGGGGACCUCUGCCUGGGACCCCCCAUGACUUCCACCAUGUCUGCAUCAGCUGAGCACCCACAGACCUCUACUCACUUUCCACUGUGUCUCCAGCAGCUGACCGGCCCCCACGGACCCCCCAUCACAUCUACAUCAGCUGCAGGGACCCCUGUGGACUGCGCCACCCCCCCAGACCUUCCCAUGGCCUCCCCCACCACAGCUCCCACGUCUACACUAGCGGAAAGCCCCCCUCAGAGAUACCCCCCCUUUGACACCUCCUAUAGGCCCAUCUGCCCAUAGGACCCCCCACUGCUGUCCCCUGGGGUCUCCCAGUAGGAUCCUUAUGGCUUUGGAGGGGGGUCAUCUACCCCGCUCACCCCAGCGAAGGCCAAUCCCAGGUCCGUGGGGGGAGACAGGACCCAGUGGCCUUAUUCCCUGCCAGGGUCCCCUCAGUUCCCCCCCCCCCCCCAAAUCUCCAGGAGGUGGGGGGCAAGCAAGUGAACAGAUCCUGAGGGCAUAUCCACUCAGCUCUGCCCAGACCUGACCUUCAGCUUGUCCCAGUCUAGAUCCCCUCAAAGCAGACCAGGGAUCCAGGUCUCCCCCUCGGGAUCUGAGGUCUGAGCCAGUCCCCCUGCUCCUGCUGUCCUGGGCGGGGGGCAGAGAUUCUGGUGCUGGGCUUGUGGGAAGGGCUGGGAAUGCACUGGGGACCACAUCCUCCAGAGACCAAUUCAGGAUCCCAUCAAAUUCCUUCUUUCAAGCAGGUCCUGUGGGAGAUCCACUCAGUUUUUACCCGAGUGGCUCUGGUGAAGAUCCUGGGGGGAAGGGGUGGUCCAGCAAGUGGAUCCUGGUAGAGAUCUGGUUUGCGAGGGGUGGGGGUCCCAGGGAUUGGGUCCUCUCCUUGGGGGAGGAUAGACUGUCAUUGCCACGGACAAUAAAGGCACAUGCUGGGAUCCCA